Messenger RNA from Sparassis crispa, 369 nucleotides. RefSeq lists its product as hypothetical. The record is from RefSeq and is a predicted model, not a curated record. NCBI's taxonomy places the organism in Eukaryota, Fungi, Basidiomycota, Agaricomycetes, Polyporales, Sparassidaceae. The coding region runs from base 1 to 369 and encodes 122 amino acids. The transcript has a single exon.
AUGAGCAUCACCCAGCCCACCCCCAUCUCCCACACAGGGCAGCUUGGUCCGAUAUCCACCACUCAUCCGACCGCUUCCUCACUCACUGUCACUGAUGUCGCCCAGACUAGCGACAUCACUUCGACUGCCGAAUGCACCAACACCCGUGGCCCCAAGCGCGCCCUUAUUGAUAUCGAGCUCACCGACUCCGGAUGCAAGAAGGCAUCCAAGAAGAAUCCUCUGGUCUAUGAGGGGCACCACUUUGGUCGCACUGUGGAAAUGUUCACCCUCAUCACGAUCAUUAUCAAUGAGGGUGUUGCCUGCGAGCAGGCGGCCGGUGCCGAACUAAUCUAUUCAGAGGAGCAAGCUUAUAUUUUUAUACUGUUGUGA